Molecule: messenger RNA, 3384 nt
Organism: Stereum hirsutum FP-91666 SS1
Lineage: Eukaryota; Fungi; Basidiomycota; Agaricomycetes; Russulales; Stereaceae
Exons: 6
Coding region: 122-3202 (1026 amino acids)
Biological process (GO): translation reinitiation; formation of cytoplasmic translation initiation complex
Cellular component (GO): multi-eIF complex; eukaryotic translation initiation factor 3 complex, eIF3e; eukaryotic translation initiation factor 3 complex, eIF3m
Molecular function (GO): mRNA binding; translation initiation factor activity
Source: RefSeq, a predicted model, not a curated record
AAACAGGCUCUCGCCACCGCCGCCUCCUUUCCCCUGGCCGGACUGUCUUGUCUGAAACAAUUCAAGAGCACUUGUCAAUCAAUAAUCCAUCUCCAUCUUCAAUUUUACGCUAUAGCCCAGCAUGGCGCCCAUGACGAAACCCGAGACGGUCCUCAAGCAGGCAGAGGGCCUUAUCUCUGUAGGACAAACCCAUGCCGCCCUCCAAUCCCUCACGGAGAUGUUCUCCUCCAAACGAUUCCGUUCGACGCCCCUCACCUCGCUCGAACCCAUCAUGAUCCGCUUUGUCGAGCUCUGCGUCGACAUGCGCAAAGGCCGGACCGCGAAGGAAGGCCUCAUGCAAUACAAAAACAUCGCACAAAACACGAGCGUCGGAUCCAUCGAGGUCGUCAUCCAGCGCUUUGUCUCCCUCGCCGACGCGAAGGUCCAGGAGGCGCAGGAGAAGGCGAACAAGGCCGUCGCGGACGCUACCGUCGAUGUCGACGAUCUGGAGGCGACAGAGACGCCGGAGAGUAUUUUGUUGGGUGCGGUCAGUGGUGAUCAGAGCAAGGAUCGGACGGAUAGGGCGCUUGUGACGCCGUGGCUCAAGUUUUUGUGGGAGAGCUAUAGGACGUCUUUGGAGACUUUGAAGAAUAAUGCCCGUCUGGAGGGUAUCUAUCAGCAAAUCGCCCAACAAGCGUUCAAGUUCUGUCUCAAGCACCAACGCAAGGUCGAGUUCCGCCGCCUAUGCGAGACCCUCCGUCUCCACCUCGCCAACGUUGCCAAAUACUCCCAUCAGCCCCACUCCAUCAACCUUCAAGAUCCCGAAAUCCUCCAACACCAUCUCGACACCCGUUUCGCCCAGCUCAAUACUUCCGUUGAGCUUGAACUAUGGCAAGAAGCUUUCCGCUCUGUAGAAGAUGUCCACAAUCUCUUGACCAUGGCCAAGAAGGCGCCCCGCCCGUCCAUGAUGGCCAACUACUACGAGAAGCUGACGAAGAUCUUCUUGAUGAGCGGAAACGCUCUUUAUCACGCCGCUGCCUGGGCGAAAUACUACUCCGUCGUGACCUCGAUCGGUGGACGCUCGGACGAGGAGAUGACGAAGUUGGCCGGUCAGGUUCUGGUCAGUGCGCUCGCGGUGCCCGUCGGGCAAAAAGCAGAGGAGUUGGGAGCUGUGGAAGGCAAGGGCAAGGUCGCCCGGUUGACUGCGCUCCUAGGUCUUCCCAAGCCUCCUUCGCGCGGUGGUCUCCUUUCCGAUGCUCUCUCCCGCAAUGUCCUCAAACUCUCCCCCGAGUCCAUCCGCUCGCUCUACACCGUCCUCGAAGUGACAUUUGACCCCCUCACCCUCUGCACCUCCGUCUCCCCCCUCCUCACCUCCUUAACCGAAGAUGAAUCCUACGCGCCCUAUCUCCCCCUCCUCCAACGCGCCCUCCUCUCCCGCCUCCUCUCCCAGCUCGCCCAAGUCUACUCCUCCAUCAAGAUGAGCAAGCUCCUCGACCUCCUCCAGCCCCUUCGCGAAAGCGCACCGGAAGGCAAGGCGUCGAUUUUCGAAGAAGAACAGGUCGAGGCUUAUAUCAUGGGCUGUGCCCGGGUCGGAGAGCUGAACGUUCGUGUGGACCACGCCGAUGGAAGUCUAGAGUUCAUCGACCAGGCGUUCCUUGGUGUCGAUCCCGGCUCGUCGUCUUCCUCUGCCGAGAGCACCGUGCAGGAUCCUACGUCUACCGUCGUCCGGACCCGUCUCAGUGCCAUCGCUCGUACCUUGCACAAUUCACUUCUCGUUAUUGAGCCGGUACAGGAGGCGGAGCGUAUCACGCCCGAGGAACAACAGGCGAAGGUGGCGGAGCUGGUCGCCGCAGCGCAGACGGAGAGGAAGGCGUUGCAGUUGAGGAGAGCGCUCGUCGCGAGGAGGAGAGAGUUGUUGAGUGAGUUGAGCGUCAGGAAGGAGAAGGAGGAGGCGAGCAGGAGGGCGGAGACGAUGAGGAGGGAGAGAGAGACUGAGGAGAAGAGGGCGUUGGAGGAGGUCAGGAAGAGGGAGCUCGAGAGGGCGAGGAAGGAGAUUGAGAAUAUCAGGACGGAGGAGGCGAGGAAGUUGGCGCAGAGCUUGAAGGAGAGGGGCAACCUCAAGGUUGAUAUCGAUGAUGUCGAGAACCUCAACACGGACAAUCUCAUGCGACUCCAGGUCGAGCAAUGGGAGAAGGAAAAGAAGGAGCGCGAGGAGCGUCUCCGCGUCGCCUCCAAACGUAUCGAUCACAUCGAGCGCGCUUACCGCAAGGAAGAACGCCCCAUGCUCGCCAAGGACUACGAAGUCCAACAAGAGACCGAUCGCGAGACGUUCGAGGCCAUCCAGACGGCUCGGAUCGAGAACUCGAAGGUCGUUCACCAGCAGGACCUCGAGACGAAGAAACGGUUGUCGAGGAUGAUGGACGUUUACAAUGCUCGCAAGGAGGAAAUCCUGUCGAAGAGGGGCGACGAGUUCCAGAAGAAGAGAGCGGCGGCCCAAGCGAAGAUCGAGCAGGAGAAGGCGAAGAGGAAGGAGUACGUGUUGAGGGCGAGGGCGGAGGAGAAGGCCCAGCGCGAGGAGGAGGAGCGGAUACAAAGGGAGAGGGAAGAAGAGGAGGCUCAUCUAGAGGCCGAGCGUCAAGCCGAGGAGGAGCGCCUGCACGCAGAGGAAGAGGCUGCCAAGGAGGCCGAAGAGGCCAAGGCUCGCGAGGAAGCCGAAAAAAUCGCAGCUGCCCGCAAAAAGCGCGAGGAGGAGCGCGAACGCGAUCUCGAAAGGAUCCGUCUCCAACAACAGCGCGAGGAAGAGGCAGAAGCUCGUCGUGCCGCCCGUCGUGCCGAACAGUCGCGCCCUUCCCCUGCCGCUGCCGCCCCCGUCGCCGCCUCUCCCGUCGUUGGUGAGAGCGCAUGGAGACGUUCCGCCGCCACAUCCACCACCACGGCGCCAUCGACUCCCAUUCGCGCUGCUGCUGCAACCCCACCUCGUCCGGAAAGCCCUGCGGCUACCGGUCCUCCGAAAUUCCGUGCAGCUGGUGCUGGUGGCGGCGGUGGAUGGAGAUCAAGAGAGCAGGCUAAGCUUUCAGGUGGUGGCACCGCUCCUGCGUCGCCCACAAGCGCUGGUCGUCCAGCUUCGCCUGCUCCUGCUAAGGAGGAGCCGGCGAAAGACGACGACGGGUUCACGCCUGCUAAGCCCGUCUGGAGGCCUUCGAGACUGCGGGGGAAGCAGUAAGUAUGUCGAUUGAAGAAACGGUCCGGACAUGGGUGGGGUGCAUGAUGGACGGGGGCGGGGUCUGGUGCUUUUGUCGUUUUGGGUUCCCGAGCACGUAUGUUGUUGUUGGAACAUUUGUAGUAUGCUUCCCUGUGUCUGUUUAGUCUAUGCGUGCAUGCCAUCUGUGUUUUUAUGAAUGCCAG